AAUCUUGAGAGCAAAAUGAUCAGAUUUCUGAAGAAUGAACUGGAAAACUUUAAGAAACUAUUACAAGAUAACAGACAAGAGUUUGUAAAGGACUUUAAUGACACAGAAGCAGCUCUUGAUCUGACACUCUUCUUCCAAAGAAAGAUGAAGCAAGAUAAAGCUGCUGAUACUCCUGAGGAUGAGCUGCUCUUCAUUAAUCAGCUUAAAUAUAGCCUGAAGAAGAAAUAUCAAAGUGUGUUUGAAGGUGUUGCUCAGCAAGGAGACUCCACACUUCUGAAUAACAUCUACACAGAUCUCUAUAUCACUCAGGGUGGGAGUGAACAGGUCAACACUGAAAAUGAGAUAAGACAGAUUAAGGCUGCUUCCAGACGUCAUCAAUUACUAGAGAUACAGGUUGAAUGCAAACAUUUGUUUGAAGCUCCUAAACAAGACGAGCAGAUCAGAACUGUCCUGACAAAAGGAGUUGCUGCCAUCGGGAAAUCAGUCUCUGUGCAAAAGUUUGUUCUGGAUUGGGCUGAAGGAAAAGAAAAUCAAGACAUCAGCUUCAUAUUUUCUCUUCCAUUUAGAGAGAUGAACUUAAUGGAGAAGAAAAGACAAAGUUUAAAAGACCUCAUAACUCAGUUUUUCCCAGAGACUAAAGGACUGAACCUUACAAGAAGCACACGAUUCAAAGUCCUGUUCAUCCUUGAUGGAUUGGAUGAAUGUCGUCUUCCUCUGAACUUUGCUGGUAAUGAGACGUGUCGUGAUGUAUCUUCAGCAGUCUCUCUGGAUGUUCUCCUGACGAACCUCAUCAAGGGAAAUCUGCUUCCUUCUGCACUCAUCUGGAUCACUAGCAGACCAGCAGCUGCCAGUAAGAUUCCUGCUGACUGUAUCGACCGGCUGACAGAGAUACGAGGAUUCAAUGAUGCCCAAAAGGAGGAGUACUUCAGAAAGAGACUCACAGAUCAGAAUCAGGCCAGAGAAAUCAUUGAUCACAUUAAACAGUCAAAGAGUCUCUUCAUUAUGUGCCACAUCCCAGUCUUCUGCUGGAUUUCAGCCACUGUUCUCCAGAAUAUUUUGAAGGAGAACAGAAAUACUGAACUGAAACACAGGGCUAAUGCUGAAACACUGCAGGAAUCUCCCAAGACUCUGACACAGAUGUACACACACUUUCUCCGCUUUCAGAUUCAGCAGAGCAGAAGAAAGUAUGAUGGAGAAAACACACCAGAUGUCUGCUGGGAUCCAAACGUCAUCCUUUCACUGGGGAAACUGGCCUUCCAGCAGCUGGAAAGAAACAAUGUGAUCUUCUAUGAGAGCGAUCUGAAAGACUGUGGCAUUGACGUCUAUAAGGCAUCGGUGUACUCAGGCAUGUGUACCCAGAUCUUUAAGAAGGAGACAGGAUUUGUUCUUCAUACCAUGCACUGCUUUCUUCACUUGAGCAUUCAAGAGUUCAUUGCAGCCCUUUACCAACAUCUGUUUCUAGACAGAGACAAGACACAAGCAGAAAAAAGUAGACAUGAGUCCAUGAUUGAUUUGCUGAAGACUGCAGUAGACAAGGCUCUGGAAAGUGAGAAUGGACAUCUGGACCUUUACCUUCGCUUCCUUCUUGGUCUGUUACUCCAGUCCAAUCGACAACUCUUACGAGGCCUGUUGACACAGCAGGAUGACAGUGACCAAAGCAAAGAGGAAAUAAUUGCAUACAUCAAGCAGAAACUUGAAGGAAAUCUGUCUCCAGAGAGAUCCAUCAAUCUGUUCUACUGUCUGAAUGAACUGAACGACCAAACUCUGCUGAAAGAGAUUCAGUCUCACCUUAGUAGAGGAAGUCUAUCAUCUGCUCGCCUUUCACCUGCCCAGUGGUCUGCUCUGGUCUUUGUGUUGUUGACCUCAGAAGAGGAGCUGGAGGAGUUUGAGCUUCAGAAAUUCCAGAGAUCAGACGAGUGUCUCAUCAGACUAUCAGCAGUCAUCAAAUCCACCAAAAGAGCUCUGCUACAGUGUGGUAAUCUCACUGUUCGGUGCUGUGAAAGUUUGUCUUCAGUUCUACAAUCCUCAAACUGUGUCCUGAGAGAGCUGGACCUGAAUAACAAUGACCUGCAGGAUUCAGGAGUGAAGCUUCUCUCUGAUGGACUGAAGAGUCAACACUGUAAACUGGAGACACUGAGAUUGUCUGGCUGUAUGGUGACAGAGGAAGGCUGUGGUUUUCUGUCUUCAGCUCUGACUUCAAACCCCUCACACCUGAGAGAGCUGGAUCUGAGCUACAAUCAUCCAGGAGAUUCAGGAGUCAAGCUGCUCUCUGAAAAACUGGAGGAUCCAAACUACACACUGGACAAACUCAAUCUGGAUCAUGGAGGAGACACGAGGAUUACAGCAGGACCACGCAAAUAUGUCUGUUUCCUCACACUGGAUCCAAACACAUUAUACACUGGUCUCAUUCUGUCUGAAGAGAACAGAGAGGUGAAGAGUGUGGAAGAGAAUCAGUCGUAUCCUGAUCAUCCAGACAGAUUUGAUUAUUAUCGUCAGGUGUUGUGCAGAGAGAGUGUGUGUGGACGCUGUUACUGGGAGAUUGACUGGAGUGGAGAUGUUGGUGUGUGUAUAUCAGUGUCAUAUAAGAGCAUCUGCAGGAAGGGACGAGGUGCUGAGUGUUGGUUUGGAUAUAAUGCUCAGUCCUGGAGUUUGAUCUGCUCUUCCUCCAGUUUCUCAUUCUCACACAAUCACACAGAGACUCAUCUCCCAGUAGAGCCGCUCAGCAGGAGAAUAGGAGUGUUUGUGGAUCACAGUGCAGGAACUCUGAUCUUCUACAACAUCUAUAGAGACACAAUGAGCCUCAUCCACUCAGUCCAGACCACAUUCACUGAGCCGCUCUGGCCUGGGUUUUGGGUUGGUUCUGGAUCAUUAGUGAAACUGUGCUGAAGACUGAGGAGAUAUUUACCCAGAAUCCUCUGCAGGAUCAGUCAGCAGCAGUGAGAUGGUGUGUGUGUGUCUAUGUGUGAGUAAAAAAAGAGAUCUGUUUGUGUGUGUGUGUGUGUGUGUAUAUUGCUGUGUGUACAUGUGUGUGUGUGAGUGUCUGUGUUUGUGCAUGUGUAAGAGAGUCUGUAUUUGUGUGUGUGUGUGAGUGUCUGUGUGUGCAUGUGUUCACUGCUCUGUGUUUGUGUGUGUGUGUGCGUGCACGUGUGUGAGAGAGUCUGUGUGUGUGUUUGUGUGUGUGGUUUGGGGGGGGUUCAUUCUAUGAAACGGGUGCCAUUUGUGUCCGUAACAUUUGAUGAGCUGCAUGAAGCACAAAAAUGUCCUAAAAUGUGUUUACAAAGAUUAAAGUGAUGAAUUUAAGGGUUCUUGCUAGCAUGAUAUAUUAAAAAGUAUCACUAUUAAAGAGAAAUAUAUAUUUUUUUUACACUUUUUCAUGAUUACAUAACACAUUUCACAUGUUUGUGCCGACUAACAUUGCAUAGCACCUAAAAUAUCAUCAGGGUUCGUACGGGUGCUGGAAAUCCUGGAAAAUGCUUGAUUUUUAAUAUAGUGUUUUCAAGAUUAGAAAAAGUGCUUGGAUUUUGGACAAAGUGCUUGAACCUGCUUGAAAUUGAAAUUGCAAUACUUGAAAUUACGACCGUUUUGGUCACAUAUGUGCCCGAAAUUUCAUCUAUCUGAGCUUCACGCAGAAUGCCUAUUUGCACUUAAAAACAGCAAACUCAGCACUCUGGAACCGUUUUAAACAGUCGUCAUGUCAACUUACUGCAGUAAACAAAUCCCACAACGCCCGCCCCACUGCUCUUCUGAUUGGCCCACUGCUUGCAAUGAAUGCGAAUUGAUUGGUUAAUAUAAGCUGUCAAUCAGUUCAGAUGAGGUCUGGAUCCAGUUAUUGGUUACCCCCAACACUGUAUCCCAUUGGUGUCAAAUUCAGUUGCUGGAGUUCCCACCCUACUUCAACACACAAGUGCUCUAUGCACUGCAUGUGUUGUUCAUUCAUUUAAUAAAAGGUUUUCAUAUCUGCUGAUUUGUUUAAUUGUGUUAGACAUUUUCUGUUGUAUAUUUGUUUGCUGCCAAAACAAUAAAAUACAUUUGUUUAAA
Molecule: messenger RNA, 4038 nt
Organism: Danio aesculapii
Lineage: Eukaryota; Metazoa; Chordata; Actinopteri; Cypriniformes; Danionidae
Product: NACHT, LRR and PYD domains-containing protein 3-like
Molecular function (GO): protein binding
Source: RefSeq, a predicted model, not a curated record